UACAACCAAUGAAUCCAAUUACAAUAGCACACCCACCAACUUUACUCACUCCAGCUUCCUAAAGGAUGGACAUCAAAUGUAUGUCUUGUUACUAUUUCCUGUUCUUACUCUUGGUCACAACUAGCAAUGGGAGAGAGCUCACUCUAGCUCUAGAAGAUGAAUUUGAUACAUUCAACCUGAGCCUGUGGAAGCAUGAGAUUACACUCACUGGAGGAGGUAACUGGGAGUUUGAAGCAUACCUCAACAAUCGUUCAAACAGCUUUGUAAGAGAUGGUGUAUUGUAUAUCAAACCAACACUGUUGGAGGAUCAGAUUGGGUUAGCUAAUGUUGAAAAUGGUUUCACUAUGGAUAUAUGGGGAGGGGCUCCGGCUGAUCUUUGCACUCAAAAUGCUUUCUUUGGCUGCUUACGUAAAUCAGAGAAGUACACAGGAGGAUCUAUACUGAAUCCUAUCAAAUCUGCUAGACUCAGGACAGCGGAGAGUUUUAAUUUCAAAUACGGGAAGAUUGAAGUAAAGGCCAAGCUACCAAUAGGUGACUGGUUGUGGCCAGCAAUAUGGAUGCUACCAAGACACAACCAAUAUGGAGUAUGGCCAUCAAGUGGAGAGAUAGAUAUCAUGGAAUCAAGAGGUAAUGCUAUUGGUUAUUCUGAAGGAGGCUAUGACAGUUUUGGAUCAACACUGCACUGGGGAAUUGACUAUAUGUACAACUUCUUUCCUCAAACUCAUAAAUCAGUUACCAUAGGGACCACUUUAGCUAAUGACUUCCACGUGUACGGCCUAAUAUGGAAUGAGACAUACAUUGGCACUUAUUUUGAUGAUGAGUCCAAUGUUGUUUUAAGUGUACCAAUAAACCAGUCUUUCUGGUCUAGGACAGGACUAUCAACAACGUAUUGGGACAAUCCUUGGGUGGGUGCUGGUAACAACGCUCCUUUUGAUCAAGAGUAUUACCUCAUUAUGAAUGUAGCAGUGGGUGGAACCACUGGGUUCUUCCCUGACGGACCUCAUAAGCCGUGGAACAAUACAAGUCCUACUUCUGUCAACCAGUUUUAUGAUGCAAAGUCCUCAUGGUAUCCAACUUGGGAUGGUGACAAGAGUGCAUUGAAGAUUGAUUCAGUAAGAGUUUGGACUUAUUCAGAUGGAGCUACCAACUCUCCUGGUUCAGGAGGUGCCAAAGAAACCGUCUCACCAUUUCUUGUUAGUUUAUUUCUAAUACUUGCACUAUAUGCAACUGCUACUGUUAUGUAAUAGUAUAUACUGUUACUUUUAACUGGUAGUAUUCUGCUGAAGUUUUUUAAAAUGAUGUUGCUUUCACUUAAAAUUAAUGCAAAAAUGAGUCAAAUCUAUUUUUGUUUCUUGUCAUUUUUUGCUUUA
Amphimedon queenslandica is the source of this 1370-nucleotide messenger RNA. Its product is annotated as beta-1,3-glucan-binding protein-like. Gene Ontology annotation, biological process: carbohydrate metabolic process. Gene Ontology annotation, molecular function: hydrolase activity, hydrolyzing O-glycosyl compounds. The record is from RefSeq and is a predicted model, not a curated record. The transcript has a single exon. Bases 66 to 1244 code for a protein of 392 amino acids. Lineage: Eukaryota; Metazoa; Porifera; Demospongiae; Haplosclerida; Niphatidae.